Ambispora leptoticha is the source of this 255-nucleotide messenger RNA. Lineage: Eukaryota; Fungi; Glomeromycota; Glomeromycetes; Archaeosporales; Ambisporaceae. The record is from the annotation of a GenBank genome assembly.
CUAUGUCUGGAAAUAUUUUAAAGAGGUGGGCGAGAAUGAUGUUUGUAAGAUAGUUGUAUUUCGAAAAGGAGCAGAAACUGAGUGUGAUACGAGCUAUAAACAUGAUGGAUCAACUGGAAAUAUGAAAAUGCACUUGCACUCAGUUCAUAAGAUCUUUGGACCGGAUGAAUCACUAAGUUCAAAUGAAAAACAACAAUUAAGUAUAAGUGACAUGAUUAGACAAGUAAAACCGCAUAACACAUCUAGACAAUCAAA